CCUUACUUCCGGACUGUGCGUUCCACAUGCAGGAAGUGAGUUUUCACCGACAGCUGCAGCCUCCCAGUGUCCGUGGAGAUCAGGAACUCCAACUGUGAGGAACGGAGUCUUUAUUACACAUCACACGUUCUGUAUUCUCUCUGAUUCACCGAGGAUGGACAAGGACAGGAGUCACAGGACUGAGAGGAUAAUAAAUAUCACCCUGGAGAUCAUCUACCUGCUGACUGGGGAGGAUUACACAGUAGUGAAGAAGACAUCCAAUGAGUGUGAGAUACUCAACAGCCAUCCCCGUGUGUCAGGAGGACUGAGUAGAAGCCAGAGCCCCAUCCCAGUGCCUCCACCUGACUCACUAAUACAUGAGAGACCCAAUGACCAAAAGAUCCUGGAGCUCACCAACAAGAUCAUUCAGCUGCUGACUGGAGAGGAGGGGGAGUAUAUAGAGGAACACAGGGGUCUGUACAAGGACGUGAUGAUGGAGAAUCACCGGCCCCUCACAUCUCUGGAUAAGAGGAGACUGUCAUGUAUUGUACAGGGGAGAGCAGAUGGGCCCAGUAACAGAGAUACCCCAGAGAGAUGUCCCUGUCCUCUGUAUUCCCAGGAUUGUACAGAGGAGAAUCACAGGACCCCACAGGAGGAUCAGGGUGAAGCCCAAUUAAAUAAUAUUAAAAUCAAAGCUACAGAGGGAGAAGAAGAGACGUAUGUGACUGAUAAGGAGGCAGAAGAUAUAGAGGGAGAAGAAGAGACGUAUGUGACUGAUAUAAAGGCAGAAGAUAUAGCGGGAGAAGAAGAGACGUAUGUGACUGAUAUGAAGGCAGAAGAUAUAGCUGGAGAAGAAGAGACGUAUGUGACUGAUAUAAAGGCAGAAGAUAUAGAUAUAGAAGGAGAAGAAGAGACGUAUGUGACUGAUAUAAAGGUAGAAGAUACAGAGGGAGAAGAAGAGACAUGUGUAACUGAUAUAAAGGCAGAAGAUAUAGCGGGAGAAGAAGAGACGUAUGUGACUGAUAUAAAGGCAGAAGAUAUAGAGGGAGAAGAAGAGACGUAUGUGAGGGGUGAUCUGCAGUGUAAGGAGGAGGAGAUCCCUACAGAUAUCAGCACAGAUGGACACACAAGCAGGAAUAUCUCAGAAGGACAUCUAAUGUUAUCCCCGGAUUGUGACAUAAAAGAUAAUGACAGUAGACAGGAUUCUCCAGGAGAUAACGCCAUUACCCCAAUUAUACAUCCAGCUCUAUCAGCUGGUCCCACUGAUCCUGGGAAAUGUUCUCCUGAUCACUCUGAUAUUGGUGCAUCUGUUCCAGCUCUGACAGUAGAUACAGAGUUUUUCUGUUCUAUAGAUGCCAAAUGUUUUACACAGAACACAAAACCUAUUACCGCACACACAGGUAAGGCAGGUGAGAGGCCACUGAAAUGUUCAGAGUGUGGGAAAUGUUUUACAUACAAAUCACAACUUGUUAUACAUCAGAGAAGUCACACAGGUGAGAGGCCAUUUUCUUGCUCUGAGUGUGGGAAAUGUUUUAUCCUGAAAUCACAACUUGUUACACAUCAGAGAGGUCACACAGGUGAGAGGCCAUUUCCAUGUUCUGAGUGUGGGAAAUGUUUUGUAUGCAAAUCAGAUCUUAUUCUACAUUACAGAAGUCACACAGGUGAGAAGCCAUUUUCUUGCACUGAAUGCGGGAAAUGUUUUGCACAAAAAUCACCUCUUGUUACACAUCAGCGAAGUCACACAGGUGAGAAGCCAUUUUCUUGCUCUGAGUGUGGGAAAUGUUUUAUCCAGAAAUCACAACUUGUUAAACAUCAGAGAAGUCACACAGGUGAGAAGCCAUUAGCAUGUACUGAGUGUGGGAAAUGUUUUGCAUGCAAAUCAGAUCUUGUUCUACAUCAGAGAAGUCACACAGGUGAGAAGCCAUUUUCUUGCACUGAAUGCGGGAAAUGUUUUGCACAGAAAUCAUCUCUUGUUCUACAUCAGCGAACUCACACAGGUGAGAAGCCAUUUUCUUGCUCUGAGUGCGGGAAAUGUUUUAUACGGAAAUCACAACUUGUUCCACAUCAGAGAAGUCACACAGGUGAGAGGCCAUUUCCAUGUUCUGAGUGUGUGAAAAGUUUUGCACACAAAUCAGCUCUUGUUACACAUCGGCGAAGUCACACAGGUGCGAAGCCAUUUUCUUGCUCUGAGGGCGGGAAAUGUUUAGAAUUCACAACUUGUCACACAGGUGAGAAGCCAUUUCCUUGUUCUGAGAAAUAAAUCAGCUCUUGUUGCACGCAAUAGACAUCACUCAGGUGAGAAACCAUUUUAGUCUUCUGGAGUAUACUAAUUGCCAUGCAUUCAAGGUUCUUCUCCUAUCUCCUAUGCUUUUUGCAAUAUACAUGCUACCACUGCUAUGUCGAUGACCUGUCUCUUGCUCCGGGUACUGAGAACCCACUACCAAUCCUAAAUGGUUGUCUAGCUGAGCUCCAUCUGUGGGUGAUGCCAGUUGGCUGUGACUCAGUCCUGGUGAAACAGGUCUUUAUGGUAGAAGCUCACCAACAAACGGCAGGGCUACAGCUCAGCUUUGUUACCAACCAUACUUAAACUUGAGCGUUCAGAGUUACAAAAUGCUGAUCCUUUGUGGAAUCUUGGUGUCCUGGUUAGUGGAGUGACACUUAGACAUCAGUAUCUGCCAAAAUCAGAUCCUCAUCUGAGGAACAUAGCCAGACUCCAGCACUUAUUUCCCUCAGAAGAUCUACCUACAGUCAUACAUGUACUUGUAUCAUCACACAUAGACUACUGCAAUGUCCUCUACCUGGGUCUCCCAGCAAUAGAAUUGCACCGCUUGUAGCUUGUACAGAAUGCAGCAGCCAGGCUGUUACCUAACCAGCCCGUUCCUGCCACAUAACACCCAUUCUCUGCUCCCUCCACCGGCUGCCUGUAAGAUGGUGACUCUGGGCCUAAUUCAGGUUGGAUUGCAGUGUGUGAUCCAAACAGAAUCAUUGAGAAAAAGUUGCGGACGCAGAAAAUGUGAUUGGUUCUUGUUAAUCAGGCAGAGGCGGUCCAGGGUAAGGCGGCAAUGCUCCAUUUCCAUGGAGAAGAUGGAUCAUUGCAAGUGCAGUGUGGCGCAAACAGGUGUGAUUACGGUGGCUGCAUGACAUCACAAUCGAGAAGAACGCAGUGGGGAUCCUGCGGGCCGCAGAAGGAUAGUUCAGUAGUUUCUAAAAUGAAGAAGAAAUUGUGAAGUGAUCGCAAUUUCUGCAUCAAGGGGGAGGCGCCGUUCAGCAUACUGGACGGCCUUGCCCUGCGAUAGACGGCCUCCAGUCUGCUAGAAAAAGGAUUGCUAAUUAGCAGCAUCUGCCUCCUUACUGACUUACUGUAGGCCCCUAUUACACAAUCUUACUGACUCUCCCAGCCCUACAUGACCAGGGUCCAUGUACCAGAAGCAGCUUCUGCCUCCUUACUGACUUACUGUAGUUCCCUAUUACAGAAUCUUACUGACUCUCCCAGCCCUACAUGACCAGGGUCCAUGUACCAGAAGCAGCUUCUGCCUCCUUACUGACUUACUGUAGGGUCCUAUUACAGAAUCUUACUGACUCUCCCAGCCCUACAUGACCAGGGUCCAUGUACCAGAAGCAGCUUCUGCCUCCUUACUGACUUACUGUAGUUCCCUAUUACAGAAUCUUACUGACUCUCCCAGCCCUACAUGACCAGGGUCCAUGUACCAGAAGCAGCUUCUGCCUCCUUACUGACUUACUGUAGGACCCUAUUACAGAAUCUUACUGACUCUCCCAGCCCUACAUGACCAGGGUCCAUGUACCAGAAGCAGCUUCUGCCUCCUUACUGACUUACU
This is a messenger RNA of Pseudophryne corroboree (corroboree frog), 3815 nucleotides long. RefSeq names its product zinc finger protein ZFP2-like. Bases 155 to 2239 code for a protein of 694 amino acids. The record is from RefSeq and is a predicted model, not a curated record. The transcript is spliced from 7 exons. NCBI's taxonomy places the organism in Eukaryota, Metazoa, Chordata, Amphibia, Anura, Myobatrachidae.